AUGGCGAAUGGUAAUUCAAGCUCCUACACCACAGGGAUGGAGGGAACGAAAAGAUCAGAAGAGAUUUGCCUUAAAUUUCCUCCCAACGUCAUCUCUCCAGGGUUGGCUGCAUUGCUAGCUCAAAAAGAUAAGCAUGAAAAGUUGAUGGACUAUUCUGGGCCGAGGCUUCAUUUCCAGAUGGUUGUCAUUUUUGUUCUCACUCAAACAAUUCAUAGUCUGCUAAAAAAAUUGGGACUUCCAUUGUUCAUCUCCCAGCUUCUCGCAGGGAUAUUACUCAGUCCUAUGGUUUUCAGUGAUCAACAUUCUUUGGUUAACAUAUCAGAGGAGAGUGUUUCAGUUCUGGGGACAGUGGGAGCCUUUGGUUUUGUGUUCUUUUUGUUUUUAAGUGGGGUGAAAAUGGACCUUAGCUUAACACUGAAAUCUGGAAAGAAGGCCAUAUGUAUUGGUUUGCUUACGGUGGUGGUACCUCUGGUAUCUUGUAUGACAACAAUUAAGUUGCUUCACGAAGAAGGCAAUGAGUUUUCAAACAAAAGUUUCUUUCUCGCAGUAACAUAUUCUGGAACUUCAUUCCCAGUCAUACAUUGCCUUCUCAGUGACCUGAAAAUCUUGAACUCGGAACUCGGCAGGCUUGGAUUAUCAGCAGCACUUAUAGGUGACAUGCUGACACUAUUUCUUACGGUGUUUAGCCUAUGGGUGAAAACAGGAUUUGAAAAAGGAAGAAAAGAGGCUCUAAUUGAUUUUGGACUAGCUAUGCUCUUUAUUGUAAUCGUGGUGUUUGUGUUGCGACCAGCGAUGAAAUGGAUGGUGAAACGCACGCCAGAGGCUGGCCAAAUCAAAGAUAUAUGCUUUUAUCUUGUCAUUUUGGCAUUCAUGAUGUCACCUAGGUUCACUGACCUAUUUCGUAUAUAUUUUCUAUACGGUCCAUUUAUUUUUGGUUUGGCUGUCCCAGAUGGACCCCCUUUGGGAUCUGCUUUGGUCGAAAAGUUAGACCCCGUUAUUUCAGGAUUGUUUUUGCCUAUAUUUGCUACAACUUGUGGCCUGAGGUUUGAUCUGUCUUACUUUAAGAACUCAAACUUAUUUGCAUAUCACCAAGUCCUUGGAGCUAUGGUAGCACUUAUUAUUAAAUUUGGGGUCUCUCUACUAGUGCCCUUAUUAUGCAAGAUGCCCACAAGGGAUUCUUUGGCACUUGCAUUUAUAAUGAUAUCCAAAGGCAUUGUUGAGAUGGGUUCUUACAGCAUCAUGAAUGACAACAGAGUUAUAUCAGAAGAUAUAUUUGCUCACAUGACUAUUGUGAUCAUUUUGGUUGCAAGCAUCGUGCCAAUACUUGUGAAAAGGCUUUACGAUCCAUCUAGGAAGUAUUUAUGCUUCCAGAAAAGGACAAUCAUGAACUCUAGGCUCAACCAGGAGCUUCGAUUGAUCGUUUGCGUUCACGUGCCGGGUAAUGUCAAUUCUAUUAUUAACCAAUUGAAUGCCUCCUGUCCAACUAGAGAAAGCUCCAUUGCUUUGGAUGUCCUUCACCUUAUCAAGCUCAGUGGACAAGCCACACCACUUUUCAUUACUCAUGAUAAGCAGAAGAAAACACUGUCCAGCAAAUCAUACUCCGAGAAUGUCGUGGUCUCUUUCGAACAAUUUGAACGGGACAAUUGGGGAGCUGUAUCAGUGACCGUUUUCACAGCAGUCUCUCCGCCAAAUUUGAUGUACGAGGAUAUAUGCAACCUCGCCAUGGACCGCCUCACAUCCUUUAUACUACUUCCAUUUCAUCGGAGGUGGUACAUUGACGGGAGCAUUGAAUCAGAAGAUCAAACUGUAAGAACCCUGAACUUCGAUAUCCUUGAAAAGGCGCCUUGCUCGGUAGGGAUCCUUGUUGAAGGACGCCGCAAUCUAAAAGGCUCAGGUAUUAGAGAUCCAUUAUCAUCAGAUAACUCCUCAUUCUACAACAUUGCUGUGAUCUUCCUGGGGGGUCAAGAUGAUAGGGAGGCUUUAGCGUUAGCUAAACGCAUUUCCCAGGACAAAAGUGUUCGCCUCACCGUAAUCCAUCUCAAAGCCGCGAAUAGCUUAGGCGUCAUCUUAACGGAGAAUGAUCGAAUGCUUGAUAGUGCGGUGUUGAACGAUGUCAAACAAAGUGUAUGCUUCACAUACAUUGAAGAACAUGUAAAUGAUGGACCGGAAACUUCAAAUUUUCUCCAAUCCAUUGUGGAAGACUACCAACUUAUCAUUGUUGGGAGACGAUACAAGACUGAAGAUCCUCAAACCUUAGGUUUACAAGAAUGGUGUGAAUUUCAAGAGAUUGGGAUUAUUGGAGACCUACUCUCAUCUGCAGAUUUUAUUCGCAAUUAUUCUCUGUUGAUUGUGCAACAACAGCAACAAAGGACUGUUUAA
Molecule: messenger RNA, 2379 nt
Organism: Gossypium raimondii (Peruvian cotton)
Lineage: Eukaryota; Viridiplantae; Streptophyta; Magnoliopsida; Malvales; Malvaceae
Product: cation/H(+) antiporter 4
Exons: 3
Coding region: 1-2379 (792 amino acids)
Biological process (GO): proton transmembrane transport; regulation of pH
Cellular component (GO): endomembrane system; membrane
Molecular function (GO): antiporter activity
Source: RefSeq, a predicted model, not a curated record